AGGUUCCCCAAGAGUCGAGCUACUGCGUCGUUGUGUUCUUUGGUAAUAUCACAAUUGUUGCUCUCAGAGAGGAGAGUAAGGGUUUCGUCGAGGCAUAGUUCAUAGCCAUAAAAAAGUAAAGAUGACGUCGCAACAGGCUGUGAGCCUUUAUGAGCCCGUGGCGAAACGGACCCGCGCCGCUAUGAAAUGGCGAGACUGGAAGAACCUGCCGACCGAUCUGGUCAUGGACAUCGCCGACCGACUGCUCACCUUGGACGUCGCCGAGUACCUCCGCUUCCGGGCUGCGUGCAAGCCCUGGCGUGACUGCACCGACAACCCCCGCGCUGGCGACGGAAUGGACGCCCGCUUCCGCCCGCGCGACUGGAUCGUGCUCUACCGCUGCGGCCACCCGUCGGGCCGCACCCUCGUGAACGUGGCCACCGGUGCCCGCGCCAACGUCGACUUCCCCGAGCUCGCCACCAGCCACCAACUAGGCACUGCCGACGGUCUCCUCGUCCUCCUCCACGAGGGCGGCAACGACGUCAGUGUCCUCAACCCGCUCACCGGCGCGCUCAUCCGGUUCCCGCCCCUCACCGUCGACCCGGCCGACCACCCCUUAUGCCUCCUGACGCUCUGGCCCCGGGUGGACCCAAGAGGGAUCACCGGCGCGGGCAUCGACGACUCAACGUCGCCGUGCACGCUCAUACUCUGCCUCCGACCGGGGGCGUAUCCGAUCGUCUGCGCCAAGCCCGGCGACGAAAACUGGGUGUACGGGCGCGUCGCCAAGCAGGGCAUCGCCCACAUGGUAUCACUAGUCCAGUCGCCGGUGACCUUGGGAGGGCGUUGCUACUUCACGACGGUGUCCGGCAGGAUAAUGUCGCUGGAUCUGAGCUCGGGGUCUCCAUGGCCUCUCAUGAAGUUCCUCCUCGACGAGGACCCGCCGGUGACCGCACAAACCACCUCCUUCCUCGUCCGGUCCCAGGACAAGAUGCUGAUGGUGCGCUACAUGUUCGGUGCCAACCUGAUGCGGGGAGGUGGCUACAACGAGACGGAGAUAUUCAUGUGGCGCGGACGCCGAUGCCGCGUGGAGGUGUUUGAGGUGGACAUGGCGAGGAGACGGCUAGUCCCCCAGAGCGGGGUCGGCAACGACCAUGCAGCCUUCCUCGCGGGGGCUGGCUCUGUCAUGGUGUCCACAAAGAAGUUCCCUAAGAUCGCCGCCAAUUCGGUAUACCUCAACUAUUAUCUGCAACAACUUGGUCAUUUCCGUGCCUACAGCUUCCAGGAUCGGACGACUACGCAGCCUAGAGCCCGCAAAGGUCGAAAUCGCGAGCUUGAUCUUUGUGCUUGCCACUGGGAGCUGGAAGAUUAUCUGAUCCGCAACGUGGCGAACAGUUAUCGCUGAUCUUUUUUUUAAAAG
This is a messenger RNA of Lolium perenne, 1396 nucleotides long. NCBI's taxonomy places the organism in Eukaryota, Viridiplantae, Streptophyta, Magnoliopsida, Poales, Poaceae. The record is from RefSeq and is a predicted model, not a curated record.